Messenger RNA from Penicillium chermesinum, 765 nucleotides. It is a transcript of the gene esdC, whose product is annotated as GTP-binding protein EsdC. The record is from RefSeq and is a predicted model, not a curated record. The transcript has 2 exons. Bases 1 to 765 code for a protein of 254 amino acids. Lineage: Eukaryota; Fungi; Ascomycota; Eurotiomycetes; Eurotiales; Aspergillaceae.
AUGGCCGCCGUUCAGCUCAAGUUCUCUCUGCGCACCUCGUCCAACGUCAAGACCGUCCACCUGGUCGGCUCUUGGGACAACUACGCCCGCCAGCUGCCUCUGUCUGCCGAAGACAAGCCCGGUGCAUGGGUUGGCAAGUUCCGCUUCCAGACCUCCAUGCUGCAGCUGGGAGGCCGCUACUGGUACUACUACAUCAUGGACGGCUACCACGUCUCGCACGAUCCUGCCGUCGAGUACACCGUCGAGCCCACCACCGGCCGCAAGCUCAACGUCCUUGAUGUCCCCGGGGGCAAGUCCACCCGCGAUUCCCGUAGCGCUACCAAGGCCCGCCGUGGCUCCGUCAACAUCCAGCACCCCAAGCCUUCCAAGCCCUACGCUUCGCGCCAGCUUCGCGAGGCCGAGUUCGGCGCCCCUACCGUCGACGACCUGACCCGCCGCUUCGCCGGCUCCCGGCUGUCCGACGAAUACUCUUACUCCAACAGCCCCCCCAGUUCCGUCGGCUCUUCGCUGUCUUCCCGCUCCUCGGGCUCGACCUCUCCUUCCUCUCUGUCUUCCAUGAGCGACCCCGCCUCCCAGUGCCACUGUGAGCGCUACGGCAUCACCCGCAAGGGCGACCGUGUCAAGCUCGACUGUGGUGGCAGCCGCUGCGGCUACAUCACCGAGUCUUCCGAUGCCAGCUGCUCCGAGGACGAGGACGAGAGCGACGAGGAGUACCGCCGUGCCCGCAGCGGAGUCCGUCGCCAGGGCAUCGUUGUCCGCCGCUAA